AUGUCUGUACAGUGCAAGAUUUGUGGAAAGUGUUUUAGGGUAGCAAGACAACUAAGCAGGCAUGAAAGAGUUCACACGGGGGAAAAGCCUUACGAAUGUAAACAGUGUGGCAAGUGUUUUAGUGAAGCAGGACACCUAAGGAGGCAUGAUAGAGUUCACACUGGGGAAGCCCCUUACAAAUGUAAACAGUGUGGCAAGUGUUUUAAUCAAGCAGUACUCCUAAGGAGACAUGAAAGAGUUCACACUGGGGAAAAGCCUUAUGAAUGUAAACAGUGUGGCAAGUGUUUUAGUCAAGCAGUACACCUAAGGACUCAUGAAAGAGUUCACACUGGGGAAAAGCCUUAUGAAUGUAAACAGUGUGGCAAGUGUUUUAGCGAAGCAAAAACCUUAAGGUGCCAUGAAAGAGUUCACACUGGGGAAAAGCCUUAUGAAUGUAAACAGUGUGGCAAGUGUUUUAGCCGAUCAGGAGACCUAAGGAGUCAUGAAAGAGUUCACACUGGGGAAAAGCCUUACGAAUGUAAACAGUGUGGCAAGUGUUUUAGUGAAGCAGGACACCUAAGGAGUCAUGAAAGAGUUCACACAGGGGAAAAGCCUUAUGAAUGUAAACAGUGUGGCAAGUGUUUUAGCGGAUCAGGAACCCUAAGGAGCCAUGAAAGAGUUCACACUGGGGAAAAGCCUUAUGAAUGUAAACAGUGUGGCAAGUGUUUUAGCCGAUCAGGAGACCUAAGGAGUCAUGAAAGAGUUCACACUGGGGAAAAGCCUUAUGAAUGUAAACAUUGUAGCAAGUGUUUUAGUGUAGCAGGACACCUAAGGAGACAUGAAAGAGUUCACACUGGGGAAAAGCCUUAUGAAUGUAAACAUUGUGGCAAGUGUUUUAGUGUAGCAGGACACCUAAGGAGACAUGAAAGAGUUCACACUGGGGAAAAGCCUUAUGAAUGUAAGCAGUGUGGCAUGUGUUUUAGUGUAGCAGGAAACCUGAGGAGGCAUGAAAGAGUUCACACUGGGGAAAAGCCUUCUUACGAAUGUAAACAGUGUGGCAAGUGUUUUAGUGAAGCAGGACACCUAAGGAGGCAUGAAAGAGUUCACACUGGGGAAAAGCCUUACGAAUGUAAGCAGUGUGGCAAGUGUUUUAGCCAAACAGGAAACCUGGGGACUCAUGAAAGAAUUCACACCGUGGAAAAGCUGUGUUUUAGCCGAUCACAUAACCUUAAUAGUCACGAAAAAGUCCACAGUAGAAAACACUCGCAUAAACGUAAUAGUAACGAAAUUGUUUCUAAAGGUUUGCCUUUUAAGAGUAAGAGGGCAGUAAGUAAUGUGAGGAUUAGAUUUACAAACGCCACACCUACACAGAGAGAGACUGGAGACAAUAGGAUAGAAGACCAGCGAUCAGACAUCAUUGAGAGACAUACCUGUUGGAUUUGUCAAGAGGAGAUGAGUAGUGAAUCUCUUCUUCUUCAACAUUAUGAAAAUCACAUGAGAUAUAUACCUUCAGGUGGUUCGUAA
Porites evermanni is the source of this 1503-nucleotide messenger RNA. The record is from the annotation of a GenBank genome assembly. Lineage: Eukaryota; Metazoa; Cnidaria; Anthozoa; Scleractinia; Poritidae.